Messenger RNA from Sorghum bicolor (sorghum), 1324 nucleotides. Its product is annotated as protein-ribulosamine 3-kinase, chloroplastic. The transcript is spliced from 9 exons. NCBI's taxonomy places the organism in Eukaryota, Viridiplantae, Streptophyta, Magnoliopsida, Poales, Poaceae. The record is from RefSeq and is a predicted model, not a curated record. The coding region runs from base 46 to 1074 and encodes 342 amino acids.
ACAUGCCACAGCCACACCUGACUCGGCUCGGCUCUGGCGAGCGCGAUGGCAGCAAACGUGGCGCUGGCGCUGCUCUCCUCCUGCUCCUGCUCGCCCUCCACUUCCGCCGCCGCCGCCUCCUCGCUCCUCCCUAGCCGCUGCCUGGCCUCCCGCCGAAGAGCAGGCUCCCGAGUCACCAUCAUGGCAGCUCUGGGCCAUGACCCAAUCAGGGAAUGGAUUCUUACAGAAGGGAAGGCCACACAAAUAAAAGGGAUCAGGUCCAUUGGUGGUGGCUGCAUUAACAAUGCUCAGCGCUAUGAUACUGACGCAGGGCCCUUCUUUGUUAAGACCAAUAGCCGCAUUGGUCCAGAAAUGUUUGAAGGGGAAGCGCUUGGUUUGAAGGCAAUGUAUGACACAAAGUCGAUCCGUGUUCCUUUACCAUACAAGGUUGGUUCUUUACCCACCGGUGGUUCUUUCAUCAUCAUGGAGUUUAUUGAAUUUGGUCCUUCAAGGGGAGACCAGUCAGUUUUGGGAAGGAAGCUUGCCGAAAUGCAUAAGGCUGCUAAAUCUGAUAAGGGAUAUGGUUUCCAUGUUGAUAAUACUAUUGGAAGCACUCCACAAAUUAACACUUGGACUGCUGACUGGAUUGAGUUUUACUCCAAGCAUAGAUUGGGCUACCAGUUGGAAUUGGCCUCGAGACGAUAUGGAGAUUCAGCCAUAUACGAAAAAGGUCAGCGAUUGAUCAAGAAUAUUCACCCACUUUUUGAUGGAGCUGUUAUUGAGCCCUGCUUGCUUCAUGGUGAUCUUUGGAGCGGGAACAUAAGCUCCGAUAGCAACGGAGAUCCUGUAAUAUUGGAUCCUGCUUGCUACUAUGGACACAACGAGGCAGAGUUUGGGAUGUCCUGGUGUGCUGGAUUUGGUGGGGACUUCUAUAAUGCCUAUUUUCAGGUGAUGCCGAAACAGCCAGGGUUUGAGAAGAGGAGGGACCUCUAUCUCCUCUACCACUACCUGAAUCACUACAAUCUUUUUGGCUCCGGGUACCGUUCAUCAGCUAUGUCCAUAAUCGAAGACUACUUAUAUGUGCUGGCGGCUUAGUUUCUUCUGUUUUUCUCACAUGAAAAUAGAAGCAACGAUGUACCUGUGCUGUGCAUAACAUGUUUCAGUGUUUCACAGUUACCCCUCUCGAUAUGCUGUGGAUUCACUCCCUGUGAAAUCUGCUGUGAGCUCCUUGCGGGCAUGCUACACCACUAUAUCAAUCACUGAAAAAAAUCUUCAUAUGUGUAAAUAAAUAUCUCGCUGCUGGUCCAUUUGGACACGUUUUGUGCCUCAGAAGGAUAAUAAUGUA